Diceros bicornis minor is the source of this 303-nucleotide messenger RNA. RefSeq names its product small integral membrane protein 2 (gene SMIM2). The record is from RefSeq and is a predicted model, not a curated record. The coding region runs from base 1 to 303 and encodes 100 amino acids. The transcript is spliced from 2 exons. NCBI's taxonomy places the organism in Eukaryota, Metazoa, Chordata, Mammalia, Perissodactyla, Rhinocerotidae.
AUGAACCGGGCCCUCAGCUUGUGGGUGGAUUGGGGUGGGAAGAAGCUUGGGGAGAGGACUGAUGCCAGCCCGGCUUCUCACAGGGAGGUGGAAACACAUGGCCAUGCCAUUAGCAUCCUGUUCCGCUUCUGGACCAGUUACAUCUGUGACACCUACAUAGUCCUCACUUGGAACAACAGGACAAAAAGUGGCCCUGGUGCUAGCUCCUCUUCUAAUGAACCACAAGCUGGAAUACAGCAGAACAGAAGGCAAGGCCGUACAAAAGAGGACCAGAGUCAGGUGCCAGAAGCAGGUGACAUCUAG